Penicillium angulare is the source of this 1098-nucleotide messenger RNA. RefSeq lists its product as uncharacterized. Gene Ontology annotation, molecular function: diacylglycerol O-acyltransferase activity. Gene Ontology annotation, biological process: triglyceride biosynthetic process. NCBI's taxonomy places the organism in Eukaryota, Fungi, Ascomycota, Eurotiomycetes, Eurotiales, Aspergillaceae. The transcript has 2 exons. The record is from RefSeq and is a predicted model, not a curated record. Bases 1 to 1098 code for a protein of 365 amino acids. Gene Ontology annotation, cellular component: endoplasmic reticulum membrane.
AUGAAUGGGGACGCUCAGUCUGGUCAUAGGCCGAGACCGUCGGGAAGAAACGAAAAUGUCGACAAAAAACGCAUUCAUUGGGCUCCAUGGAAUAUUGGCCUCGAACGGCGCCUGCAGACCUUAAUCGUCCUAUGUCAUACCCUCACAAUCGCCAUUUUCGUGACGACCUUCUUCUUUACCUGUGCCAUCCCUUUGUUCUGGCCCCUUCUCCUUCCAUAUCUGGUCUACAUUUCUUUGUUCUCCACCGCACCGAUGUCAGGUGAACUAAAAAGCCGUAGCUCCUUCUUACGGUCGCUUCCCAUCUGGUCAAUGUAUGCGUCUUAUUUCCCAGCCAAACUUCAUCGCGAGGAACAAUUACCCCCAACCAAGAAAUAUAUCUUCGGCUAUCACCCACAUGGGAUUAUUUCACAUGGUGCCUUUGCUGCCUUUGGCACCGAAGCCCUGGGGUUCUCGAAACUAUUCCCCGGCAUCACAAACACCUUGUUGACCUUGGACUCGAACUUUCGCAUCCCAUUUUAUCGAGAGUACGCGCUUGCAAUGGGUCUAGCUAGUGUGUCUCGCGAAUCUUGUGAAAGUAUCCUGACCAAAGGCGGUGUAAAUAAUGAGGGAAUGGGUCGGGCAAUUACCAUUGUAAUUGGCGGAGCCCGAGAAUCUCUCAAUGCACAACCUCACAGCUUGCGAUUGGUAUUGAAGCGUCGGAAAGGUUUCGUCAAAUUGGCUAUUCGCACUGGAGCCGAUCUGGUCCCUGUUUUAGCCUUUGGGGAGAAUGAUCUGUACGAACAGGUACAUUCGGAUGAACAUCCCCUCAUUCAUAAACUUCAAAUGCUUAUCAAGCGGACCAUGGGAUUUACGAUUCCUCUUUUUCACGCACGUGGUGUGUUCAACUACGAUGUUGGACUCAUGCCUUACCGCCGUCCACUGAACAUCGUGGUGGGUCGUUCAAUUCCUGUGAUGCAACAACAAAAUCGGGAUAAAAUUGAUGACAAGUAUAUCGAUGAACUGCACACCAAAUACGUCCAGGAGCUUCAGCGACUAUGGGACCAGUGGAAGGAUGUUUAUGCCAAGGAUAGAACCAGUGAAAUGGAGAUCACCGCGUAA